GUCCGCUUGCCGCUCCAGUGGCUCGGUUACCUUGGAGAGCUGGGUAGUGGGAGAUCCUUUAGCCGCGGUGUGGGCCGGAGAUCGAAACAACAUAAACAUUAAACAUUGCAGCUGCCUCAGACUGCUGGGAAACCUAUUAAAAACUGUACAGAAUUUCAGGAUGACAGACACUUCUGAAGCUGUUCCCAAUUUUGAAGAGAUGUUUGCCAGUAGAUUCACAGAAGAUGACAAGGAGUACCAGGAAUACCUGAAACGCCCUCCUGAGUCCCCUCCAAUCGUUGAGGAAUGGAAUAGCAGAGCCGGUGGGAACCAGAGAAAUAGAGGCAGUCGGUUGCAAGAUAACAGACAGUUUAGAGGUAGGGAUAGCAGACGGGGGUGGCCAAGUGACAAUCGAUCCAAUCAGUGGCAUGGACGAUCCUGGGGUAACAAUUACCCGCAGCACAGACAAGAACCUUACUACCCCCAUCAGUACGGACACUAUGGUUACAACCAGCGGCCUCCCUAUGGUUACUACUGAUGGAAACGUCAGCAGCUUUUAGUAAAACCAUUUCCUCUGUUAACAUGAUAAAAGUUUGUGUGUAUCUUCUGUUGGUCAUAGUUUUACAUCUGAUUUCAGAGAGUGGAUUAUUAACUUUUUGGAACUUGUGACUUUUUUAAAAAAAUGAGCUCUUACUAGAGAUGUGAUGGUUCAGUGUGCCCCUAAAAAGGUUGUGGAUUAUAUUGCCUGACUUCUACCUCAGAUUCUUCUUUGUUUCAUGACUUAAUAGUGCUUUGAACUUGGCGUCUGUUUUCCUUGUUUGACCUACAUGGGGUUCUGUCUUUGUUUUACACAGAAAUAAAAAUUUUACAGUAGAAAAUGCUUGAUUUGACUUUGUAAGGUAAGGAAGUAUCCAUAUACUCAGAUGUGCUCAUUCCUAAAUUUUUACAGAGGUUAGUACAGCCAACUCCUGAAUGCACAACUAUGCUUACUUGUAACGUAUUGUACAUGACAUCAGCAGUUAAAGGUAAAACAAUUGUAGAUGCUUCUUUUGGCUUUUGUUGUCAUGUCUGUGGUACCUUAUCAUUAGUCCAGGUAUGAGUCAGUUCCACAAUCGCUUUGGUCUCUUUUUAGAGGGAUGUCAAGAAUAAAGCCAUAAACUGGGGAAGGGACCUUCUCAGUUUCAGUGGUGGUCAGAUUGGGGCACACAGUCGUUUCAUUACAAACUGUGAGGCUUUUUGCUAACUUAAACAAAGCUGAUCAAAAUUCACGUUAUAAAAAUGUUUAACUGUGUAAAUGUUCCCCUUUCCUUUUCAAUAGUUAUGUAUAUAAUGCUGCAUUCCGACUACUUACUUUUAUGGUAUUUAAUGUGAAUUGAUUGUACAAUGUUACAUUCACUUCUGAAUGUGCACCUUUGCUGCUUCCUCUUGUAAAUACAGUGAUGCUGUAACUUCCUGAUUAGUUUAUUCCAGAUCAUUUUAAUGGCCAUUUCAGUGGUUUUAUUCAAAUAAACUCCUUACAAGAUUAAGCAAUUUCUCUCUCAAGUUUUGGCAGUUAGUCC
Messenger RNA from Neomonachus schauinslandi (Hawaiian monk seal), 1538 nucleotides. It is a transcript of the gene RAMAC, whose product is annotated as RNA guanine-7 methyltransferase activating subunit. Bases 161 to 517 code for a protein of 118 amino acids. The transcript is spliced from 4 exons. The record is from RefSeq and is a predicted model, not a curated record. Lineage: Eukaryota; Metazoa; Chordata; Mammalia; Carnivora; Phocidae. Gene Ontology annotation, molecular function: RNA binding. Gene Ontology annotation, biological process: RNA 5'-cap (guanine-N7)-methylation.